Salvia hispanica is the source of this 1298-nucleotide messenger RNA. RefSeq lists its product as uncharacterized. The record is from RefSeq and is a predicted model, not a curated record. NCBI's taxonomy places the organism in Eukaryota, Viridiplantae, Streptophyta, Magnoliopsida, Lamiales, Lamiaceae.
UCUCUCUGGCUCUUUAAAUCUACAUACACCUAUUUGCUUCCAAACUGUCCCUCUCUCUCUUCGUUCUCUCUCUAAAAUCGGAUGCAAAACAGAAAGGAAGAGAACAGAGGACUUCGUAAUCUUCACCAAAUCCUUGAAUUCUCUUUCGCCAAUGCCACAAUCUGGCUGCCGAAUCGUUCUCAUCAAAGUUUUCCAAUAAACACACACGAUUUACAUACAUAUACGCAUUUCGAUACAUAAAUGAGGUGCAAGAAACAUCCGGCGGACCAAAGCUGCAGCGUCGGCGUCUGCGCCUCCUGCCUCCGCGAACGCCUCCUCGCCGUCAUCGCCGCGCAAACGCAGGCUCACGCGCUUAAACAUGCGCUACAAGAUUGCCGCAAAUCUGACUCACAGUUGCCGCAGCCUCCGUUGUUUCCCCGCUCUGUUUCCCCCUACAUUUCGCGCCGGAAAUCAGAAAACGCCGCGACGUUUCGGACUCACGGAGAGCACCACCUCUUCUACAGCACUCCCCAAUUAGGGCCUCACCGCUCAAUUACAGUCGAGAUUAAGAAAAAAUCGAGGAAUCGGUUUUCCUCUCUGUUUUGGGGGUUUUUCAGAUCGAAGCCGGAGAGGAAACCGGAUUUCGGUCUCGAUCCGGUCGCCGAUCCUACGGUUUCGGUCAAUUCAAUCUCGGCUUCGCCGGCGUGGUUCCCUAACAUCAUCCGCGGCCGCCGGAAAAAGAAAGUCUCGACGUUCUCAAUCGACGAAUCCGCGUUCCGAACCGGCAAUAAUCGCGGGAGGGGGAUGUCUCCGGCGAGAAACGCCGAUCAAUUAGACGAACAUUGCGACGGAGCAACGAGCGGCUACUCAUCCGACUCGCAAGGCUGGAGGCAGACGCCGCGGAGGACGCCGACGUCGGCGCGGCGGGGCGGAGGCAGAGCGGCGUCGCACGGCAGAAGCCUAUCGAGUCUGACGUUCUGCCUGAGCCCGCUGGUGCGGCCCAGCCCGAACCGCCACUGGAAUCAGAAGGCAGCUCCGCCAGAGACGGCGGCGGCGGCCGGAGACCCUAGGACGACGCCGAAGGCGCACCUCUCCACAGCGGCGUCGUUUUGCAAAAACCGCUCCCGAAAACUCGCGGAUUUCGGGAGAUACCCAAAUGGUUGACUUUUGACCGAGCCGGGUGAAAUUACGGUUUACCCUCGCUGUUAUUUCUUUUCCUAUUUUAGAUAUGGUCGUUGUAAUUUUUAUGUACAUGGUUUAUCCCAAUUAUAGUUGAAAAGGAAAGAAAUUAAGGAAAAUAGAAAUGAUUUCUUAUCUCA